AUGACCGCCAAUGAAGCGGCAGAAAUUAUCCAGCAUAACGACAUGGUGGCAUUUAGCGGCUUUACCCCGGCGGGUUCGCCGAAAGCCCUACCCACCGCGAUUGCCCGCAGAGCUAACGAACAGCAUGAGGCCAAAAAGCCGUAUCAAAUUCGCCUUCUGACGGGUGCGUCAAUCAGCGCCGCCGCUGACGAUGUACUUUCUGACGCCGAUGCUGUUUCCUGGCGUGCGCCAUAUCAAACAUCGUCCGGUUUACGU
Auanema sp. JU1783 is the source of this 255-nucleotide messenger RNA. The record is from the annotation of a GenBank genome assembly. Lineage: Eukaryota; Metazoa; Nematoda; Chromadorea; Rhabditida; Rhabditidae.